Dicentrarchus labrax (European seabass) is the source of this 7796-nucleotide messenger RNA. RefSeq names its product neuroblast differentiation-associated protein AHNAK. Gene Ontology annotation, biological process: regulation of RNA splicing. The record is from RefSeq and is a predicted model, not a curated record. The transcript has 5 exons. The coding region runs from base 235 to 7236 and encodes 2333 amino acids. NCBI's taxonomy places the organism in Eukaryota, Metazoa, Chordata, Actinopteri, Moronidae. Gene Ontology annotation, cellular component: nucleus; costamere; cytoplasm.
UUGAUGAAGGCGGGAUGUUUAAGGUGGAACCUGUUUGUCUGCUUCAAGUCAAGUAUUUGUCCACGUGAGUGGCGCUCCUCUGCUCAGACACAGACUGCAGAGUGAACAGCAUGGACUGACUCAACUCUGUGCUGAAACUCUUCUAAACAACACGAACCAAAGCACCUGCCGGAUGGACCCUGAGGUUUAGUCGGGGGGAUUAUUCAAUGCCACUGUGACAGAAACAAAAGGAUAAUGCUGUCACACCGGAGGGGAAGGAGUCUCUCUGACGCCUUGACCCUGGAGCGAUCAGACGAGGGGGGGCUGGUCGUAUCAAGCAUCAGCAACAGUGUCUCAAGCGAUCAGGGACUGAGUGAAGGGGAUGAAAUCUUGGGGGCAACAAUCAAUUUUGAUCAACUAUCAAAAGACGAGGUGCUAAGAGUACUGAAACUAAUGGAGCCUUUUGAUGACAAUAUCCAAGUCCUCACAAGGAAAAACCUGAGCAAGAGCAUGGGAAAUCUGGACCAGUGUGUCAAGACCCCUGAGACGAUGCUGAAGGAUUCCUACAACAAGCUCUACAACACCAAAAUCAAGAAGUUUAUGAGAGACGAUUUGCCUGGUGCAGAGGAGAACUGUGUGAAUGGGGAGGUUACCGCCAAGCCAACUGUACCAGGCUCAGCCAAGGUCAACCUAAAACACGACGCGGGAUUGCCUCGCCUCGGAGUUGACUUUGGACUUCUGAAAACCAAGACUUUGAGAACAGAUGUUGAUGCUGAUUCACAAUCUGAUGAUGCUGGAGAAUUGACAUACAACAGCAAUUUGAACCUUCCACCGUUGGGUCUUGGCUUGAAUGGGACUGCUCUAAGUGGAGCUCAGCUACCAAGACUGAAAGUCAAUGCUAACAGUCCACAGCUUAACACACCAGACUUACAUCUGUCUGGAACAUCACCUGAUGGUCCAAACACUACAGCUGGUAUACAACUGCCAAACAAUAACAGCCCAUCAUUUGAUUUGUCAAUGCCAAGACCUCAAAUUGGGCUGGAAAGAAAUGGAAAUAUUAGAGGUCCAGAAGUAGGUAUCGACUUGAAAGGUUCAGAUGUUAGUACCCCUGACAUGGGGAUAAACGUUAAUGGGAGAAAUAUCACUGAUCCAUCCUUUGACACUGGUGUUCCCAAAGUGGACAUUGAAGGAACAAACAAAGUAAAAAUGCCAAAAUUGAAACUGCCAAACCUGGGCCUUUCUGGACCAGAAUGUGAAGUCAAUACACCAGAUAUAGGAACCCCAGAAGUUCCCUCAGGUAAACUCAGUCUUAAGUAUUCCAAGAAACUGAAAAACCCGUCUCUAAAUGUGGACAAUCCUUCCAGUUAUGCUGAAUCACCCAAGCUCAAGCUUUCUGGUAGAUCUCCUGAUUUAGACCUAGAAAUGCCAGGUGCCGAUAUAUCACAGCUUAAUCCGAAUGGGCUGGACAUUGACAUGCCUUCAGGGGAUGUCAGAGUGCCACAUCAUAAAUCAAAAAUUGGUCUUAAAUCUCCAGAUUUAGACCUAGAUGCCCCAUCUGGUAAAUUCACCCUGCCCAAAUUUGGGGUCUCCAGCAAAAGUGAUGCUUAUGUUAAAACACCUGACUUAAGUGACAAAACACCAAAGAUAAAAGGUGGGAUUCAUGCACCCGAUUUAAAUCUACCCAAAGCUGACCUAAAAGGACCAAAUUUAGCCUUUGAUACUCCAUCUGCUGACAUUAAAGGUCCAUUUGGAAAAUACAAGGCUCCUAAGUUUAGGAUGCCCAAAUUUGAUUUACCAGACAUUCAAGUUCCAAGUUUCAAUGGCGAUUUAGUGGGACCAGAUAUGCAGUUGGCAGCACCAGAUCUUAAAGUUAAAGGCCCUGAAUAUGACUUAAAAACUCCAGACAUGGAUGUGUCCACUCCAAAGUUUAAAGGGGGCUUCAGUUUGCCUGGUGCUGAUCUCAAAGACCCAAAGCUAAACCUUAAUACCCCUGAUGUGGAUAUUAAUUUGCCUUCUGGUAAAUUCCCUAUUGAUGCAGAUGCUCCCUCUGGCAAGGUUAAACUGCCAAAGUUUAAGCUCUUUGGCACAUUACCAAAGAAAAAAGAUGUGGAUAUCAAUGCAGGGCUGAAAACACCUGAACUAAGUCUGAAAUCCCCAAAGCUAAAUGGCAUAGAUGCUCCUGACAUGAGUUUACCAAACAUGGAUCUCAAAGCUCCAAAUUUAGACCUCCAAUCUCCAGAUGUAAACAUUGGUUCACCCAAAGGAAAGUUCACCAUGCCAAAGAUGAAAAUGCCCAGCUUUGACUUGUCAGGUCCAAGAGGAGCAAACAGUGACAUGGAUGCAUCACUAAAUAGACCAGAUCUGCCAUCAGGUGGUCUUGAUGUAGAUUUGUCUAAGCCAGAGUUUGACAUUGAUGCGCCUUCACUUGACUUCAAAGGCCCAAGGUCAAAGCUGAAAAUGCCUGAAGCUGAUUUUGGAAGUCCAUCAGGAAAAAUGAAGAUGCCAAGUUUUACAAUGCCAGAUUUUGGAUUGUCAGGGCCAAAGCUGAAAGGACUUGAUGGUGGGCUAAAGACUCCCGACCUUUCAGCCCCCAAAUUUAAGGGUGCUCUUGGUUCCCCAGAUUUGAAAUUGCCUGAGAUGGAUCUUAAUAAGCCCAAACUAGAUCUUUCUGGCCCAGAUGUCAACUUAGACAUGCCAUCAGGUAAACUGAAAAUGCCAGAGCUUCAUGCUCCAGACUGGGAUGUGAAAGCUCCAUCUGGUAAAUUGAAAAUGCCAAAAUUCAAUCUUUCAGGUACAUUACCAAAAGGACCAAAUAUGGACCUGAACGCAGAUCUUAAGUCACCAGAUUUGAGUCUUAAAGCUCCAAAGAUAAAGGGUGGAAUUGAUGCUCCUGACUUGGACUUGCCUAAUAUGGACCUUAAUUCCCCCAAGUUAGAUGUGAACACUCCAGAUCUCAACAUCGGUUCACCCAAAGCAAAAUUUAAAAUGCCUAAACUGAAAAUGCCUAAAUUUGGCCUCCCAAGCCUAAAAGGACCUGAAAUUGAUGGCCCAGAUGUAGAUAUAAAUGCACCCAAUGUCAACCUCAAAGGUCCUAAAGCUGACUUGGAUGUUGAUAUUGCUGGACCAUCGGGAAAAUUCAAAAAGCCAAACUUCAACCUGCCUGAUUUUGGACUUUCUGGUCCAAAGAUAGAUGGCCCUAACUGGGACCUCAAAUCACCUGACCUUGAUAUCUCUGGACCUAACCUCGGUGGUGGUAUAAAUGCACCAGACAUAAAUAUGCCCAAGGUUGAUCUCAAAAGCCCAAACCUGGACCUUAAUACCCCAAAGCUAAACUUAGACAUGCCAUCAGGUAAACUGAAAAUGCCAGAGCUUCAUGCUCCAGACUGGGAUAUUAAUGCUCCCUCUGGCAAAAUGAAAAUGCCAAAAUUCAAUCUUUCAGGUACAUUACCAAAAGGACCAAAUAUGGACCUGAACGCAGAUCUUAAGUCACCAGAUUUGAGUCUUAAAGCUCCAAAGAUAAAAGGUGGAAUUGAUGCUCCUGACUUGGACUUGCCUAAUAUGGACCUUAAAGCCCCCAAAUUAGAUGUGAACACUCCAGAUCUCAACAUCGGUUCACCCAAAGCAAAAUUUAAAAUGCCUAAAAUGAAAAUGCCUAAAUUUGGCCUCCCAAGCCUAAAAGGACCUGAGAUUGAUGGCCCAGAUGUAGAUAUAAAUGCACCCAAUGUCAACCUUAAAGGUCCUGAAGCUGACUUGGAUGUCGAUAUUGCUGGACCAUCGGGAAAAUUCAAAAAGCCAAACUUCAACCUGCCUGAUUUUGGACUUUCUGGUCCAAAGUUAGAUGGCCCUAACUGGGACCUCAAAUCACCUGACCUUGAUAUCUCUGGUCCUAACCUCGGUGGUGGUAUAAAUGCACCAGACAUAAAUAUGCCCAAGGUUGAUCUCAAAAGCCCAAAACUGGACCUCAAUACCCCAAAGCUAAACUUAGACAUGCCAUCAGGUAAACUGAAAAUGCCAGAGCUUCAUGCUCCAGACUGGGAUGUUAAUGCUCCCUCGGGCAAAUUGAAAAUGCCAAAAUUCAAUCUUUCAGGUACAUUACCAAAAGGACGAAAUAUGGACCUGAACGCAGAUCUUAAGUCACCAGAUUUGAGUCUUAAUGCUCCAAAGAUAAAGGGUGGAAUUGAUGCUCCUGACUUGGACUUGCCUAAUAUGGACCUUAAAGCCCCCAAGUUAGAUGUGAACACUCCAGAUGUCAACAUCGGUUCACCUAAGGCAAAAUUUAAAAUGCCCAAGUUUAAGUGGCCUAAAUUUAAUCUUCCAAGCCUAAAAGGACCUGAGAUUGAUGGGAACUUAGAUGGUCCAGAUGUUGAUGUAAAUGUACCCAAUGUCAACCUCAAAGGUCCUCAAGCUGACUUGGAUGUUGAUAUUGCUGGACCAUCGGGAAAAUUCAAAAAGCCAAACUUCAACCUGCCUGAUUUUGGACUUUCUGGUCCAAAGUUAGAUGGCCCUAACUUGGACCUCAAAGCACCUGACCUUGAUAUCUCUGGUCCUAACCUCGGUGGUGGUAUAAAUGUACCAGACAUAAAUAUGCCCAAGGUUGAUCUCAAAAGCCCAAAACUGGACCUCAAUACCCCAAAGCUAAACUUAGACAUGCCAUCAGGUAAACUGAAAAUGCCAGAGCUUCACGCUCCAGACUGGGAUGUAAAAGCUCCUUCUGGCAAAAUGAAAAUGCCAAAAUUCAAUCUUUCAGGUACAUUACCAAAAGGACCAAAUAUGGACCUGAACGCAGAUCUUAAGUCACCAGAUUUGAGUCUUAAUGCUCCAAAGAUAAAGGGUGGAAUUGAUACUCCUGACUUGGACUUGCCUAAUAUGGACCUUAAAGCCCCCAAGUUAGAUGUGAACACUCCAGAUCUCAACAUCGGUUCACCCAAAGCAAAAUUUAAAAUGCCUAAACUGAAAAUGCCUAAAUUUGGCCUCCCAAGCCUAAAAGGACCUGAAAUUGAUGGCCCAGAUGUAGAUAUAAAUGCACCCAAUGUCAACCUCAAAGGUCCUAAAGCUGACUUGGAUGUCGAUAUUGCUGGACCAUCUGGAAAAUUCAAAAAGCCAAACUUCAACCUGCCUGAUUUUGGACUUUCUGGUCCAAAGUUAGAUGGCCCUAACUUGGACCUCAAAUCACCUGACCUUGAUAUCUCUGGUCCUAACCUCGGUGGUGGUAUAAAUGUACCAGACAUAAAUAUGCCCAAGGUUGAUCUCAAAAGCCCAAAACUGGACCUCAAUACCCCAAAGCUAAACUUAGACAUGCCAUCAGGUAAACUGAAAAUGCCAGAGCUUCAUGCUCCAGACUGGGAUGUAAAAGCUCCUUCUGGCAAAAUGAAAAUGCCAAAAUUCAAUCUUUCAGGUACAUUACCAAAAGGACCAAACAUGGACAUAAACGCAGAUAUGAAUUCACCUGACUUGAGCCUGAGAGCACCAAAGAUGAAAGGUGGAAUUGAUGCUCCUGACUUGGACUUGCCUAAUAUGGACCUUAAAGCUCCCAAAUUAGACAUGAACACUCCCAAUGUCAACUUUGGUUCACCCAAAGUGAAGCUGAAAAAGCCCAAAUUGAAAAUGCCUAAAGUUAGUCUACCGCACCUAAAAGGACCUGAGAUUGAUGGCCCAGAUGUAGAUAUAAAUGCACCCAACUUCAACCUUAAAGGGUCCAAACCUGGCUUUGAAAUGCCAGAUGUUAAUUUUGGCAGCCCAUCUGGAAAAAUUAAGACGCCACAUUUGAAAAUGCCUGAUGUGGGAUUUACUAGUCCAAAGUUAGAUGGCCCCAACUUUGACUUCAAAUCACCAGAUCUUAAUGCCAAAUUACCGAAAGGGCCAAAUUUGAACAUAAAUUCAGACCUGAAAACUCCAGAUUUUAAUCUCAAAGCUCCAAAGAUGAAAGGUGGAAUCGAUGCCCCCAAGUUGGGCUUACCAAACCUGGACCUUAAAGCUCCCAAGUUAGAUAUGAACACUCCAGAUUUGAAUAUUGGUUUACCUGAUGCAAAGUUAAAAAAGCCCAAGAUGCCAAAAGGCCCAAAUGUUGACAUUAAUGGGGACCUACAUGGGCCUGACCUGAAUUUCCCAAAUGUAGAUGUUAAUGGUCCAAAAGGGAAAUUAAAUAUGCCAAGUUUAAAUGCACCAGACUUCAAUCUCUCUGCACCUAAGUUAAAAACACCAGACAUGGAUCUUUCAGGACCUAAACUGAAAGGUCCUGGUAUUCGUAUGCCAGAAUUAGAUUUGCCUGAUGCCAGGUUCAAAGGGGGAAUGAGAGGUCCAGACGUUGACAUGAAUGUUCCCUCAGGAAACAUCCAGGGUCCUCAGAAUGAUUUUGAUUUGGCAGACAGAAAAUUCAAACUCCCUUCUUUCAAGCUGCCUCAGUUUGGAGGCCCAGAUCUUACAGCGACAGGGUCUGAUAUUGAUUUUGGUGCCUCUCCGAGACCAACAAAUCUGGAUAUUACUCCUCCAAAACUGAACAUGAAACCACCACAGUUGAAGGGAAAUAUCACAGGUCCAAAUGUCAGCGCUCCAAACAUGAAUCUCAGCAUGCAAAACGCGGCAAUGCGGAAUCCACAGCUGCAUCUCAAACAUCCGAAUCUCAACAUAGAUAAUGCGUCACUGAAUUUCAAAGGACCUUCUUAUAAGAAUCUCAGAUCCAAUAUCACAGGGGUAAACAUGAAAAUGCCUGUCCUGGAUGUAGAUAGAGAUGUCAGACUUCAUCACACAGAUAGAAGGUCGGCUAGGACCCAAGUAAGGUCCAGCUACCCUCUGCCAGAUGCUAAUUUAGGCCACAAUAUUAAUUUCAACCAUUCAGAUCUCAACAUCGAUGAUUUCACAGGAAGGGAUCAUGUGCCUCGAGCCAGAGGUUCGAAACUAGACCUCCAGGCAUCACAGAACUACAGACAGAUGGCCUCCCCGUCAGGUGUUAAUAUAGGCAUGAGGGACCCCAGACAUACCAGUCGAAUUCCUACCGGUGACAUUUAUGUGAAUCCUCCGAGAACAAUGCAGCCGUUACCUAAUGCACGUUUGCCACAAGAUCCAAGAAUAAGAGUACCUGAUAGUAGAGAUGGAUACUUCGUCACUGUUUUCCCCACUGAAGCACAAAAUCAAAGAAUGCCAAACCGCAAAUAUAACACUCUUGGGGGGCCUCACUUUUAUCCAACAAACGUAGACCUUGAAGUUCCAGGUGAAGAUGAUGUAAAAGGGUCAACGUUCUUCUUCUCCAACCUCAUGUAGGUUUAAAACCACUCAUGUUUCCACAAGUGGUGCCAAAUGUUUCUUUUAGUGUUUUUAUUUUUAUACUGAGUUUAUUUAUUGUGACUUAAGCUGUUGUAAGUUGUUGUUGUGUCAUUUGCUUUGUAAUGAUUCAGCCUACAUUGUAAUGAAGCGUUCUUGCACUUGUUUUAUAUGUAAAUUUAAAACAUUUUCACAUUUUGUACUUUGUUUGCAAUACUUAAAGGUAUUCUUUCUAUGUACAUUAAAGUUAAGUUAUAGCACCCAAAUGGUACUAUUACAAGAUCUACAAGUUAUCUAUUGUUGUUGUAUUGCUGUAUGUAUAUGUUUAUAUUAUAUUAUACUUUAUGUCUAUACUUUUGAAACACCUACAUUUUAUAUUAAUGGUCGAUGUAGGUUGAAUUUAUGUAAUUUUUAUAAACAAUUUUGCUUCAACUGUUUUUAGUAAUAUAAAUGAAAUUAUUUAAGUUACUAUAUGUACUAAACUAUAUUCAAACACCAUAUGUACUUUUUACUGUUGUAAAAGAAAAAUAAACUAUAUACAGUAAUUGUUUUCUAAUUCA